This is a messenger RNA of Echinostoma caproni, 2763 nucleotides long. NCBI's taxonomy places the organism in Eukaryota, Metazoa, Platyhelminthes, Trematoda, Plagiorchiida, Echinostomatidae. The record is from the annotation of a GenBank genome assembly.
AUGAAUUUUAAGUCAUUAUUUUUCAAAAUUUUCCUUUCUUCGCAGAGAACAGGGACUCCAAAUUUCGAACGUCGUUUCUNGACUCCAAAUUUCGAACGUCGUUUCUCACGUUUACGUCACAACGAUUCUGCUAACACGCCCAAAACAGACCCGCAAUCCAACGAGGAGAAUCCGAAUACAACGACGAAGAGGCCGGAUAUUUUGAAUAUUUUCGCCAAAGACGAUCUGCUUCCUGGUUGUAUACCAAUUUUCCUUUCUCAACCAACACAGGUGAUUUUCAAUCUGGUGGCAGAUGAGGAUGUGACUAAGGCCAAACCGAGCACAUUGAUCGCUAAAAAUGAUAUUCUCAAAGAUAUUCAGCUUCGUGCGGCAGUUUCCGAUUUCAGUGUGCAGAAAACCGCAAUCAAUGAAUAUCCAGGGAGUGACAUUUUGGUAAUCUACGAUGCGGACGUAAAGUUUGGAGAAAAUUUCAUUCUAGUACUCUCAGAAGAGACCAAGAAAAUAAUUCUAAAUCCCUCGGACGAGAGUCCGCUUCCUGCUACGGAAGAGGAUAAAACUUACGGGGGUGAUGAGUUGGAUGAAGCGAGCGAUGCCGUGGCCGAAUUUCAUCCACGAACUCGACGCCCGUGGAUUAAUCUGGGUUCCGACAAAGAAAUAAUGGAGGCUUCGACUACUGAUACUCGACCAAGAAUCUACACCAUUUACCAGCGUCCCAGGAGGGAAUUUGGUGCUCCGGUGUUUUUUUCCGAUAGAGAUGCUGUAGAAAAAUCCAUGGGUAGCAUGGUCAAUUCGUCGGAAGAAAAAUCCACUGAUAUUCCGAUUGUCGAACUGGACCGAGCGGUUUCAAAUGCUCAGUUGACAUGUGAACGUGGAACAAACACCGACUGGAAGUAUCCACGAAACGCGUUCACCCAGUACCAACCACGUCUGCUUAGCCCGGAAGAUUUACAACUGUAUUUGGCACCAAACGGACCGUUACAGAACAUCAGUAAACAUUUUAAAAUAUUUGAGCAAGGUCUUUUACAAAACAUGAUGUACGACUUUUUGGCAAACGACUACGAGAACUUGGCUGCCGGUGAUGAGACUUACGAUAGUCGAGCGGAUAACACAUUCAAAGAAUUUCUAUCGUUCACCGAUUUGAAAUUCAGUAAAGAUAAAGCAAUCACAGAUAUUCAAUGGCAUCCGACUAUUAAGGGUAUUGUGGCCAUGUCCGUGGGCGAACGUUUGACAUACGAUCAACGUGUGGAGCAAUCUUCGCGAAUUUUGCUCACAUCGACGCAUAUCAUACUGUGGAGUUUUGCCGAUCCUAUUCAACCGCAACUGCUUCUCGAUGCUCCGGAAGACAUUAUGUGUUUCCAAUUCAAUCCAACAGAUCCGAAUAUUGUGGCCGGUGGCUGUUACAACGGUCAAGUAGUGCUAUGGGAUAUUGAAAAACACAUGGAAGAUUUGCGUACUGUAAAACAGCGCAUGAAAGCCAAAGGCAAAGUGCCCCUGUUCUCUUUUGACGAUCACGACCCGCAAAAAGUGCCCGUUUCGCCUUACUGUGCGGUGAGCAAUAUUGAAGCAUCACACACGGCACCAAUAUUGGCCAUACAAUGGGUUCCGGACCAUAUGGAAGUGAACAGACUGGGUUAUUGUAUGGAAAAUAUUGGUCUUCGUUGUGUUCAGCUAGUCACAUGUGGUUUGAACCAUGAACUCUUGUUCUGGGAUACGCGCGCAGAUAGAUCCCCGUUAGCAGUGGACAAAACAAGAGACUCUAUUGUACCGGCAAUGAAUGUCCCCACCACAUUUGCAGCAUUGGAUAACAAAUGGAAACCGCUUUUACGUGUUCACUUAUUCAAAACGGAUCCCGGAGGUGAUCAUGCGCCAACCAAAUUUUGCAUGCGGGAGGUCCAAGGCGAUCGACGUAUUCUGAAUGCAAAUGCAGAAGAUCGUAAUGCAGUGUCCGCCAAAACCGGUGGUCCUCCCAAAUCUCGUCCAUUACAAGGUGCCAGUACUCAUUUCUAUGUGGGCACUGAAGAUGGAGAUCUGGUCUAUGUGGACUGGAUGCCACAGAAAGAUCAAGAUACCGGGAAAAUGCAAACCCCCAAGCCUGAGUUCUACGCACCGCAACAUGACGGACCCAUAUCCUAUGUGGCUCGAUCUCCAUUCGAACCCACUGUUCUGCUUGUUGUGGGUGGUUGGACUUGGUCGCUUUGGAAGGAAGGAGUGCACAACGGACCAAUUCUGGAAUCAGGUCAUUCAGUCAAACCGCUGACAGGUGGACACUGGUCACUAACCCGGCCUUCAGUAUUCUUUAUCUGUCGUGCAGACGGAAGUCUUGAAGUAUGGGAUCUGUUGGACAAAACGCACGAACCGGCCAUGGUUCAAUCCAUAUCGGCUAACGCCCUGACCGCAAUCUCGUUGUGGAGUUUCUCCAGACGUCAACUGAUUGCGAUCGGGGAUACACAAGGAGCGUUACAAAUAUUUGUCGUUCCAAGACGUCUUUCAUCAAUUAUGCCAUCUGAAUUGGCCAAUUUUAUUGCAUACAUAACCCGUGAAGUGAAGCGUCGAGAAUUUGUCAUGACGCGUUGGAGUAUUCGGGAACAGGAGAAAAUUGAACAGGAAGCUGAGAACAAGAAAAAAGCUGGUGUCGCACCAACAGUCGUUCUGACCGAAGAGGAACAGUUACAAAAAGAGCGAGCCGAAUAUGAACAGUAUCUGCAAGAUGAACACGCAUUUUUACGUUCGCUUGGUUUGCUCAAUGAUUCCGAGGAGACUUGA